Messenger RNA from Dermacentor andersoni, 1126 nucleotides. RefSeq lists its product as uncharacterized. The record is from RefSeq and is a predicted model, not a curated record. NCBI's taxonomy places the organism in Eukaryota, Metazoa, Arthropoda, Arachnida, Ixodida, Ixodidae.
AUUGUACUGCCUUUGCAAAAACUAUUUAUCAAGCUCUCGAAAGCUUGAUAUAUGGACAAGGUUUCAAACGGGACAGUCACAUACGGGCAACGUUUUCAAGUAUGUGAUUAGCCACACGCCACCGAAACUCUUAUAGCAACUGGCCGGAAGAAACAACUUCGCUGACAAUUAGGUUGUGAUUGUGCAAUGUCGCACAAGUCUGCAUGAUGCCGCUUCUAUUUAUUUAUUUAUUAUAAUUUUUUUAUUUGAUUGCGCGAUUUCAUUUUUGGCAAUUCCCUUCUAAUGUGUAUUCGACAUGGUUCGAGGUCAUCAUGGUCAUCAUCAUCUGCAGCAGGAGCAGCACAAGCACUUGAAGCAAAGACGAAGAGGUCGACGCGUUCGAUUCUGCUGCCUAGCUUCACCCGCACAGCUUUUCGCCACGCACUAUCCCCCUGAUUCCGGAUAAGAGAGAAGAGGCAGCGAUUCGACAAACAUGCUGCGUUUCGCGGGCACCGUGACGCUCCUCCUGUUCUACACUGCGCUGUGCCACUGUGCACCUGGUGUAAUGCCCACCGAGCCUUGCGACGUGAAUUCGUGCAACGCAAGCUGUACGAAACACUUAGAAGGUUGGCCGGCCCCGGACGCUUACGGGAAGUGCGAUGAGAAGGGCAUAUGCCGCUGCUACCAGCGGUCAGUGUGCGACGAGGCGAAAUGCGGGAGCACGUGUCGUGAGAAGCACGGAAACGAGAUCAAUCUCCAUGCUCAAUGCAUCGACGGCGUCUGCACCUGCAAAUGGAACAAAAAAUGCCAGCUGUCUGAUUGUGAAGCCUCUUGCAAAGAAGUUUACGCCGGAAAGCCCAACAUUGAAUGGCACUGCGAGGAGGACAUGUGCUACUGCAAGUGGCACGGAGUGUUGGAAGGUCCGGCGCAUGGCUCGCCUGGUGGUCAGAAACGCGUGAAGAGGAUCCAACUCGUGGAAAGUGACUCGUUCUACCUAGAGAAAGGGGUUCAGUCUUCGGAUGCGAAAAAAGCCGUACAGUGACUUUCUAACGGCUCAGCACCUUCGUGGUGCCAAACAUUUGCAACAGAAAAAAGAAAAAAGAAAACAUGCUUGCAGUGCUGAAUAAAAAGGGUGUUCUUCCUUCUA